Molecule: messenger RNA, 1334 nt
Organism: Caenorhabditis elegans
Lineage: Eukaryota; Metazoa; Nematoda; Chromadorea; Rhabditida; Rhabditidae
Gene: ttc-5
Product: Tetratricopeptide repeat protein 5 OB fold domain-containing protein
Exons: 7
Coding region: 57-1265 (402 amino acids)
Source: RefSeq, marked reviewed
GAAUUUUUUUGUUUCAAGAUCGAAUUGCAAAUUAGAGAAACUCGUUCGAAUAAAUAAUGGAAAAAUACAAAAAUGAGCUGGAGAUAUUCAAAAGAAUGUACUUCAAAAAUUAUCCAACAUCAUCGAAAGACGAGGAGGCGGCGGCGGUUAUUCAAAAAGGCGGGGAGUUUAUCCAGGAAAUCCUUCCAACCAUAAUCUCAACUUCCCGCGCGUAUGACACAAAUCAGAAGGCACUUUUACUUGCGGAAGGGGGAAAAAUGUACAACGUACUGGAGGAUUACAAUGAAACCGCCGAGAAAAUGCUCAGCAAAUCUGUUAGAAUGAACCCGAAAAAUGCAGACGCCUGGCACGAACUUGGCCUAUGCGUUAUGAAACGACGGGAUUUGGAGUUUGCGCAAUCCUGCUUCAAGAUUGCUCUCGGAAUAUCAAAAACUGCUCCAAUUCUGACAUCCCUGGCUGUUGCAAUGAGAUUAGUCGCCUUGGAGCAUCCCGAGCCGGCUCAGGCAGAAAUUCGCACAAAAGCGAUGGAACUAAUUAUAGAAGCUCGACGCCUUGACAGUGCCUACGGGCCUGCCAACAUAGCCUUCGCCACCGGCCUUUUCUACUGUUUCUUCAGCACCGCAAAAGUGGAGCUCAAGUUCUUGGACAAAGUGAUAGAAAACUACAAGAAAGCGUUGGAAUGCGAACUUUCUCGAACAGACCCUCAAGUUUAUAUUAAUAUGGCGACUUGUCUGAAAUUCAUGGAAAAGUACGACGAGGCGCUCGCUGUUCUACAGAAAGCCGUCGAGUAUGAUCCGAGAAAUGAGCUGGAGACGAGAGAGAAGCUCGCGAGUUUUGUGAGCUAUUUGUCGAAAUUUACUGAUGCCAUCCAAAAGAAGGGAAAAAUGAAGGCAAAGCGGAUGCAGGAGAUGAUAAAUGAGCUUAAGAAAUCGUCAGAUGGAUUUAGAGCCAAAAUUAUUGGAAAUAUCGGCCACGACGAGACUAUUCCGGUUGCCCUUGUUGGUGUCGACGCCGCCGGCGAAGUCUACGGCAUUACAAUCUACAAUUGCCUAUCUAAUUUCGGAUUUGUUAUCGGCGACACCGUGACGAUCGCGAAACCUGAUUUUCGAGAAAUCAAGAAUCUCACAAUUCCCUCCGAUCCAGAAAUCCACGUGGAUUCGGUGAAAUGGAUCCGUGUAGCAACGCCGACGCAAAUGAAGAAAAAUGGUGUUCCACUGCCGGAAAGUGUGCUCGCCAGAGCCGUAGCGUCGACUCAGACGAAAUGAGUUCGAAUGUACAUAAAUAUUUGCUGAAUUUCGCCCGAACGAUCUCUGAAAAUGAACCUUUUUUGCUUG